Molecule: messenger RNA, 1645 nt
Organism: Cervus elaphus (red deer)
Lineage: Eukaryota; Metazoa; Chordata; Mammalia; Artiodactyla; Cervidae
Gene: TM7SF2
Product: transmembrane 7 superfamily member 2
Exons: 10
Coding region: 149-1405 (418 amino acids)
Biological process (GO): sterol biosynthetic process
Cellular component (GO): nuclear inner membrane; endoplasmic reticulum membrane
Molecular function (GO): oxidoreductase activity, acting on the CH-CH group of donors, NAD or NADP as acceptor
Source: RefSeq, a predicted model, not a curated record
AAAGCGGUCGCUGUCUGCUGCCCAGACAGGUGCAAGCCCAGCUGGGCUCGGUCCUCCUCGGCAGCGAGCCGGUCUCCUGGGGGAUGGGGUGGGCUGCGUUUCCUUGACAGACGUUUGAGAGGUUCCAACCCCCAGCGCAGCGGAGACCAUGGCCUCUCCUCAGGGUUCUCGGGCCCCACUGGAAUUCGGAGGACCCUUGGGCGCCGCGGCGCUGCUGCUGCUGCUCCCGGUCACGAUGUUCCACCUGCUACUGGUGGCCCGCUCGGGCCCGGCGCGCCUCCUGGGCCCACCCCCCUACCUGCCGGGACUGGAGGAGCUGUGGAGCCCGUGGGCACUGUUGCUCUGUCUCACCUGGCUCGGCCUGCAGGCGGCGCUCUACCUCUUGCCGGCACGCAAGGUGGCUGAGGGGCAGGAACUGAAGGACAAAAGUCGACUGCGCUACCCCAUUAACGGCUUCCAGGCCCUGAUGCUGACAGCCCUCUUGGUGGGCCUGGGGGUGUCAGCCGGGCUGCCCUUGAGCGCACUCCCAGAAAUGCUCUUGCCCUUGGCAUUUGCGGCCACCCUCACCGCCUUCAUCUUCAGCCUCCUUUUGUAUCUGAAGGCUCUGGUAGCCCCUGCCUCGGCCCUGGCACCUGGGGGGAACUCAGGCAAUCUCAUUUACGACUUUUUCCUGGGACGGGAGCUCAACCCACGCAUCUGUUCCUUUGACUUCAAAUAUUUCUGCGAACUGCGGCCUGGCCUCAUCGGCUGGGUCCUCAUCAACCUGGCCUUGCUGAUGCAGGAAGCAGAACUUCGGGGGAGUCCCUCACUGGCCAUGUGGCUGGUCAACGGCUUCCAGCUCCUGUAUGUGGGUGAUGCCCUUUGGUACGAGGAGGCAGUCCUGACCACCAUGGACAUCAUCCAUGACGGGUUUGGCUUCAUGCUGGCCUUUGGGGACCUCGCCUGGGUACCCUUCACCUACAGCCUGCAGGCCCAGUUCCUGCUGUAUCACCCACAGCCUCUGGGGUGGCCCCUGGCCUCAUUCAUCUGCCUCAUCAAUGCUGUUGGUUACUACAUCUUCCGUGGAGCUAAUUCUCAGAAAAACACCUUCCGAAAGAAUCCUUCUGAUCCCAGAGUGGCUGACCUUGAGACCAUCUCUACAGCCACAGGGCGACGGCUGCUGGUGUCCGGGUGGUGGGGUAUGGUCCGCCAUCCCAACUACCUUGGAGACCUCAUCAUGGCUCUGGCCUGGUCCUUGCCGUGCGGGGUGUUCCACCUGUUGCCCUACUUCUACCUCCUCUACUUCACUGCGCUGCUGGUGCACCGUGAGGACCGGGAUGAGCGGCAGUGUCUGCAGAAGUACGGCCUGGCCUGGCAGGAAUACUGCCGGCGUGUGCCCUACCGAAUCGUGCCCUACGUCUACUGAAGCAGCUCCAGGCACCCCAGGUUGGGGCACGUGCCCGCCCAGCUGCCAGCACACUCAGCACCAGGAGUCUGGAUGCACCCGGGACACAAGGGCCUGUACCCUACCCUGCCCUGGGCUCCAAAACACCGGGAUGAACAGACUGAUAGGUGGCUGGAGCAAGGGGGAAAUGAAGCCAGUGCUCCAAAAUGGAGUGGGGGGAGGGGGCUGCUCUUCCUCCUUAGAUAAACAGCUGGAAUCCUU